This is a messenger RNA of Emiliania huxleyi CCMP1516, 1257 nucleotides long. RefSeq names its product putative ammonium transporter. The coding region runs from base 1 to 1257 and encodes 418 amino acids. Gene Ontology annotation, biological process: ammonium transmembrane transport; ammonium homeostasis. Gene Ontology annotation, cellular component: membrane. Gene Ontology annotation, molecular function: ammonium channel activity. The record is from RefSeq and is a predicted model, not a curated record. NCBI's taxonomy places the organism in Eukaryota, Haptophyta, Isochrysidales, Noelaerhabdaceae. The transcript has 11 exons.
AUGGCGGACCCCGCGCAGCUGCUGCUGCGCAUCGAGGCGCUCGAGCGACGUCUCAACACGCCGCCGCCGCCGGCUCCGCCUGGCUCGUCCUUUGCGUACGUCCCUGCUUCGACGGGCGACUCGUUUUUCCUGCUGUGCUCUGGGCUCAUGGUGUUCUUCAUGCAGGCGUGCCGCCUCCUCUCGUCGAGCUUGCCGGCCGUUUGCGGCUUCGGCAUGCUCGAGUCCGGGUCGGUCACCUCCCGCUCGACUCAAGCCAUCCUGCUCAAAGCCGGCGGCGCUGGUGUGAAGGGCGCCUGCCUGCUGUGGUGGAUGGUGGGGCACGCCGUCGCAUUCGACGGCGGCAACGGCUUCAUCGGCGGCGAGGUCGGCUUCUCCCCCUCCUCCUUCUUCACGGCCGGCUACAGGAAUGCGGACGACCCGGGGCGCGCAGUCCCCCCGUACAGCUAUUUGCUCUGGUGGUUCCAGUGGACCUUCGCCGCCGCCGCAGCAACCAUCGUCUCCGGCGCGGUGGCGGAGCGGACGCACUUGCUCGCCUACCUCUCCUACACGGUGCUCAUCACCAUCCUCAUCUACCCGGUCAUCGUGCACUGGGUCUGGUCCGCCGAGGGCUGGCUCUCCGCCUCCAACGCGGACGCCUUCCAGGGCGGCGUGAUCGACUUCGCCGGCUCCGGCGUCGUCCACCUGACCGGAGGCACCGCCGGGCUGUGCGGGGCGGUCAUCAUCGGCCCUCGCAACGGCCGCUUCCAAAAGCUUCCCGAGGGCGGCAUCCUCUCCGGCCUCGUCUCGGUCACCGCCGGCUGCGCCACCCUCCCCCUCUGGGGCGCCCUCAUCGUGGGUGCGAUCGGCGGGCUGGUCAACCGCGGCUUCGGGCAGCUCGCGUCUUCUGUCCACGGCGCGUGCGGCGCGUGGGGCGUCAUCGGCGCCGCAGCCCGUCGGCGAGUCUGCCGCGUCAAGCACGAGUCGGUCGCCUACCCAGAGAGGAACGGCGGGAGCGGCGGCCUCGUCAGCGGGCAUGGCGACUUGCUCGCCGUGCUCUGCAUCAUCUGCUGGACGGGCAGCUUCUCGACCGCCCUCUUCCUCACCCUCAAAAAGUUCAACGUGCUGCGCCGGCCAGACAGCUACGGCGCCGCCGCCAUGGACGAGGACUUGGACGCGACCAUCCACGAGGGGAUGCCGUACAUCGACCCGUCCGCCACCGCCUCGCGCGCCUCGUCGACCGCGACGACGGCUGACCCGGUGGAUGCCAGUAAGGCAUGA